This is a messenger RNA of Capsella rubella, 1071 nucleotides long. RefSeq names its product probable inactive receptor-like protein kinase At1g65250. The coding region runs from base 1 to 1071 and encodes 356 amino acids. The record is from RefSeq and is a predicted model, not a curated record. Gene Ontology annotation, cellular component: plasma membrane. NCBI's taxonomy places the organism in Eukaryota, Viridiplantae, Streptophyta, Magnoliopsida, Brassicales, Brassicaceae. Gene Ontology annotation, biological process: protein phosphorylation; cell surface receptor signaling pathway. The transcript has a single exon. Gene Ontology annotation, molecular function: ATP binding; protein serine/threonine kinase activity.
AUGGAUUGGUGGCAAAGGAGGAAGAGAAAUAAGAAGCUACUACUAAUGAGACGGGCAAAGUUGUUAGAAGAGUUGAUAAAAUGUUGCGAUGGCAAAUCCAAUCCCAUAAAAUUUUUCUCUGCUGAUGAGAUUAUCAAAGCCACAGACAGUUUCAGCAGGUUUAAUCGUCUUUACGAGUUCAACAGUUUCAAUGAUUUGGUUUUUCUCAAUCCUCCUGUCAACUUUGACUGCCAAUGGUAUUCAGGUAAAAACCAGAGCCAACACAAAAUACUCGUCAAGAAACUUUAUAUAUACGGAGAUGAAAAUAUGAUAUGCAGGGACAUAGCUGUAUCAUCAAUGGUGAGUGGUCACAAAAGCUUUUUAAAAUUGGUUGGAUGUUGUCUCGAGUCUGAAAAUCCGGUUAUGGUUUAUAGUGAUGUUAAGAAACAUAACAAGUUGGAUAUAAGUAAAGAGACAUGGAAAAGGAGAAUGAAGAUAGCUGAGGAUAUCGCCAUUGGUUUAGCUUACCUUCACACCGCGUUCCCAAGGCCAUUUGUGUAUAGGUGUAUGCGUCUUGAGAAUAUCUUUGUGGAUGAAGAUGGUGUCGCGAAGCUGACUGAUUUCUCUCUUUGCGUCUCAAUUCCACAAGGAGAAACAUUUGUUCAGGUUGAUGAUAGUCUAGUAGAGUUAUAUUAUUACGCAGACUUUAAUAGUUACCCGAAAAGUAGCGUCAUCUCGGAGAAAACAGAUGUGUUUGCCUUUGGAAUUCUGAUAUUGCAACGCCUUCUUAUUGGAAGAGAAGGAUCUUGGCAGAUUUGGAUAGAAGCCAAUAAAAAAGGUUACAGUGAAAGAAAUGUUGAUGAUGACUCUCAUCAGUUUUGGCUGUCGAAAUUUCCGAGGGGGGAACGAAGAAUGGAAGAGAUCGCAGAUCAAGAUAUGCUAGAUAAGAUGGUGGCUGAUGUUUCAGAAGAAGAGCGUUGUCAAAUGAAAGCUUUCCUAAGGCUCUCACUGAGAUGCGUAGGUCAUGAAGGGGAAAUUCCAACGAUGGUGGAAGUUGCCAAAGAACUAAAGAAGAUGCAAAAGAUCUUUUAG